Messenger RNA from Dacryopinax primogenitus, 971 nucleotides. RefSeq lists its product as uncharacterized. Lineage: Eukaryota; Fungi; Basidiomycota; Dacrymycetes; Dacrymycetales; Dacrymycetaceae. Bases 48 to 869 code for a protein of 273 amino acids. Gene Ontology annotation, molecular function: protein binding. Gene Ontology annotation, biological process: Golgi organization. The transcript has 6 exons. The record is from RefSeq and is a predicted model, not a curated record. Gene Ontology annotation, cellular component: Golgi apparatus.
GCGCUCUUGACCGCACACGUUGUGUUCCCCUCAUCAAUUACACCGUCAUGGGAGCCGGCCAAUCAUCAUCUUCACAAUUACCCACCGCACUCCAUGUCCUCCGCGUAUCCCCCGGUUCGCCAGCUGCACUUGCUCACAUAGAGCCUUUCUUUGACUACAUAGUUGGCCUUGUCGGAGCUGGCGUGAGCGACCAAAGCCUUGAACCGGACAACUUGGGGAGAAUUGUGGACCAGUAUGAAGGAAGAACUCUCUCUCUUCGCGUGUAUAGCGCGAAGACGAAAUCAAGUCGACUCGUGUCCCUAACACCCUCCCGUGUCUGGGCACUUGCACAAACUUCAGACGGUUUCGACGAUCCGAAUGCACAACCCUCCCUUCUUGGCUUGAGCCUUCGCCUAUGUGAUCCGACCCAUGCCUUGGAGAACGUAUGGCAUAUACUGGAGGUAAUGGAAGGCAGCCCUGCAGAAAGUGCAGGCCUUGUCCCUUACGGUGAUUGGAUCGUAGGUUGGUCUGGAGGCGUAUUAGGAGCUGAGUCGGACUUUUACGAUCUGGUGGAAGCGCAUGUGGAGAAGCCACUACGCGUAUACGUCUAUUCCUAUGACUUUGAUUCUAUGCGAGAAGUCGUCCUCAUUCCCAACCGACAAUGGGGUGGCGAGGGAUUACUCGGUUGCGGUGUGGGAUAUGGUCUCCUGCACCGAAUACCACAGGUUGAACCUCAUGUCGAUGCGUCUUCUGCUGGGCCGACCACCUUCCCUGCCCCCCAAUCUCGGCCCAGCACCACGAUCUAUGAGGAAGAUGAGCGCGGGGACGACACCUUUGUACCAGGAGAAGUCCCAUGGAGUCCAUCAUCUCAGGUUCGUGCGACUGCUUAGUGCUACCUCGACCACCCCGUCGGCUGGCUCGGACUCACAUGGAUGUGUUGUACUGGACAUCUGUUACCAUUAGGUUAAGCAAUACCAUAAUUUACUCAGGGC